Eremomyces bilateralis CBS 781.70 is the source of this 731-nucleotide messenger RNA. RefSeq lists its product as uncharacterized. Bases 126 to 509 code for a protein of 127 amino acids. NCBI's taxonomy places the organism in Eukaryota, Fungi, Ascomycota, Dothideomycetes, Eremomycetales, Eremomycetaceae. The transcript is spliced from 3 exons. The record is from RefSeq and is a predicted model, not a curated record.
CGCCGCUGCCGCUAUCCGCCCGCUGGAGAUACUAACCUCCUGGAGCGUGUCGCGCAAGGACUACACUAUUCAACUGCUGUGCUCGUGAGCGAGAUCACCGAAGUCGCCUGAGCACCUCGGAAAUCAUGUCGCUCGCACCACCCCCAAGUUCAGGGCCAGACAGGGCCGCGUCGACCCUGAGUCUCGAACUCCCCUCCAACAACCCAUUCCGCAAAUCCAGCAUCCCUUCCCCCGCGAUCCCGUCGCCUGAUAGCCUCCCUCCAAACGGCCGUCCGGUGUCUCGCAAUCCCUUCCUCGCCGACUUCGAGCAAGCAACCGAACCGACCCAGAAAUCGGAGAACGCGCCGCUGAUUCGUACCAUGUCGCCGCCGGAUCGGUCGUCGCCCGUGAAGACGAGUUUUGGGAAGGAUGCAAAGGACUCGUUUGAGAAUUUGAGCAUCAAUGAGAAACCACCAAUUAGGAGUGAGUUGCACGACACAUCGUUUGUGACGUUUGCUCAUAUUCCAUAGAACCAAGCCCUCAACCGCCGAGUCGCUCCGGCACGGGUCCACUGAACACCCAUCGUUCAGCUCUUUCCAACGAAGCGGGUAAGCCCACUUCACGUGGUCCUCCGCGUCCUCGUCGAGGGCCCCGUGAUCCAUUCGACUCCCCCGAGAAGUCGGAGAAUCGCCGACCUCGACGAAACUCGGACUCUUCCAUCACUCCCGUGAAACCCUCGGGUGACGAUGACC